This is a messenger RNA of Tilletiaria anomala UBC 951, 2010 nucleotides long. RefSeq lists its product as uncharacterized. Gene Ontology annotation, cellular component: cytoplasm; nucleus. Gene Ontology annotation, biological process: siRNA processing; RNA methylation; piRNA processing. Lineage: Eukaryota; Fungi; Basidiomycota; Exobasidiomycetes; Georgefischeriales; Tilletiariaceae. Gene Ontology annotation, molecular function: O-methyltransferase activity; RNA methyltransferase activity. The record is from RefSeq and is a predicted model, not a curated record. The coding region runs from base 1 to 2010 and encodes 669 amino acids. The transcript is spliced from 2 exons.
AUGACCAUCUCCACAGCAGCAGCAUCUUCACUGUCCACGUCAUUCCAAGCGCCGCCACAGCGAGCGCACGCCAGCCUUCGCACAGGUGGGGCUGCCCAGCAAGCUGUAUCCUUUGACCCACCAUUGUGGCUUCAAAGGCAGGAAUGGCUGCUCACGACGCUGCGCAACAACAAUGCCAAGACUAUCCUCGACAUUGGCUGUGGGGAGGGGAAAGUUCUUGCUGCCCUGGCAAGACCUCCGCUUCAUGUCGACGGUUUCCCGCUCGAGAGGUUCCCCAAUCUCGCUGAACAAGCAGCUUCCUCCACGGCUGCCAUGGGCUCUUUACGCAUAAGCAACGAGGUGCAGCCAACAGCAGAGGGCAAGUAUCUGGAAUCUCCCAGACUCCCUUCCAAUCAUUGGAUCUUUCGAGCGCCAGAGCUGUCACCGAGCAAGCUCACAGGCUUGGACAUGUCGGAGGAGGACUUGGGCGAUGCCAAAGCAACAAUCGAGAACGUCAUCAUGCAGGUGGAGAACAGCUCCGAGGAGGUCCGCUGGGAUCCGAUCUGCGUAUCAUUGCUCAAAGGCAACCUCGCGCAGUACAAUGAAGCGCUCAAACGCUACGAUGCCAUCAUUGCAACAGAAGUUAUCGAGCACCUCGACGAAGCCAUCCUGCACGCAUUCGCACCCUCAGUGCUCGGCCGUCUCCAGCCGGCCCUGUGCUUGAUUACCACACCCAACUACUCCUUCCAUGUGCACUUCAACCGUGACCCCGCAAAGGAAGGGGAACCUGGGUUCCUUGAUCCGACAGGCAAGACUGCGCGACGCUUCCGUCAUUCCGACCACAAGUUCGAAUGGACGACAUCAGAAUUCCGGCAGUGGUGCAACCGGGUGGCGCAAGAAUAUGGCUACGAUGUCGAAGUAAGCGGCGUAGGGCAGGCAAUCUAUCCUGCGGGCGUCAAAGCAGAGGAGAGGGCACGGGCCAAGGAUGCAAGCGACGAAAUCGGGGUGGAUAUCAAUUCCGAUGACGAGGACUCGAUCAAAUUUGCAAGUCAAGUUGCGCUCUUCAAGCGCAAGCAGCGCAACCGCUCGCCCAAGGUAGACGCUGCUGGCCAUGAGGAUGAAGGGUCUUCAGCCUCGCUCAGCAAAGACAUGAGCGCCUCUACUUCUGAGAGCGAGAGUUCAGCCUCCAGUCGUCGGCCAUCUCUCCGAGGUGGGCGCAGGAGGGCCAGAUCACGGCAGCCCGAGCAUCUGCCAUUCCUCAGCGACAUGUCACGCACGCCGGAUGCAGUGCACCAGGCGAUCUUCGAAAGUAGCGACACGAGCCCACUCGAGUCAUCCAUAUCGACGUUGCACUCUUCCACCAGCGAGACCAGCCCCGGGCGCGAUGCCGAUCUGUCGAGCUCAGUGGCCAGCCUGAGGAAAGAUGGCUCCCCUUGCAGCGUGCAUCAGCUCAUCUACGAACGUCACUUGCCUGGCUAUUUGGACGGAGAUUGGUCCACGAGACAUCGAGCCGGCGAAGACCCCCGAGCCGGCGGUGCAGUCACUGCGUCUCCUGCAGGCGCAUUCGACAAGUGCGCAGAGAACAUCAAAGAGGAAGUGCUCGACCAGAUGGAUGCGCUGGCGUCACCAUUGAUAGCAGGCGAUCAGAAGUUCAUUGCUGCACGCCUGUGGGACAUUUGGAUCGACACUCGAGUGCGCCUUGCAUGCGAAGGACGCUUGAACGCACUCGUGGAAGCACUGCAGCUGCGUUCUGCGCCUUCGUCCGCGUUCGACACGCUUGGUGGCAUUGGCACGAUCGUCGGCACAUCACCGAACGGCGAUUGGACACUAAGAAUCGCCACAGAGGCAGCGAUACGCAGCGCAUCAGCGGCGGGCGCUGCAGGCGCCAAUGACCUCUGGCUGUUCCACAAGGGCGCGCAGCUGGGCGACUGGGAAUUGGCGCCUCCCAGUGACAUGCACGCAGGACCUGCAGAGGCCGUGCCUGUCUCGCGUGCAACUGGGUCACGCGAGUCAGCCACUAGUUGGGAGUGA